Molecule: messenger RNA, 3322 nt
Organism: Sebastes umbrosus (honeycomb rockfish)
Lineage: Eukaryota; Metazoa; Chordata; Actinopteri; Perciformes; Sebastidae
Gene: bace2
Product: beta-secretase 2
Exons: 9
Coding region: 271-1794 (507 amino acids)
Biological process (GO): membrane protein ectodomain proteolysis; amyloid-beta metabolic process
Cellular component (GO): membrane; endosome; trans-Golgi network
Molecular function (GO): aspartic-type endopeptidase activity
Source: RefSeq, a predicted model, not a curated record
AAGUCGUGUUCUGUAUGUUGUCUUGCUGCACACAGUUGGAGAAGUUGCAGGAACCGAAACAUCCCGGAGAAGCUUAUCUUCUGACUGCAGUCAAACAGUUGUUAUCAGUCAAACUAUUUAUACCAUGUCUUAAUUAGUUUCGUUUUGACGGUGACGGCAGCGUUUCGCGGUACAGGCGGUUCGCAUGAUGGCUAAACUGACAACUUAAGGAGCAAACUUUGAGCAAGACUUUCCCUAGUUAUCACCAGACAGAUCAACACAACCAUCAUCAUGGCUCACACCACUUCUGCGUCGCUAUGGGCUUUUGUUUUCAGCUUAUACUUCGUUGUGUCUAAGUGUUACAUCUCUAUACCACUGAAGAUAUACACCGGGAGGUACAACGUGUCCUCUGCUGUGGAUGUGACCCAGACAGUGGUGUUAACAGCGGAUGGAAACGGCCUCUCUCUGGCCUCUGAUCCCACCGGCACCGUCAACUUUCUGGACAUGGUGAACAACCUGCAGGGCGACUCUGGACGAGGCUACUACAUAGAGAUGUCUAUUGGGACUCCUGGUCAAAAGGUGAACAUCCUGGUGGAUACGGGCAGCAGUAACUUUGCCGUGGCCGCGGCUCCACACCCAUUCAUUACUCACUACUUCAACACUGCGCUCUCCAGCACCUACCAGACAGCUGGCCGGACUGUGGCUGUCAGGUACACCCAGGGCAACUGGGAAGGCGAACUGAGCACUGACAGUGUCUCCAUCCCCAAAGGCCUAAAUGGGUCCGUCACCAUCAACAUAGCUGCCAUCCUGUCAUCUGACGGCUUCUUCCUUCCUGGGGUCAACUGGCAGGGCAUCCUGGGACUGGCCUAUCCCAUGCUGGCACGGCCCGACGCGUCCGUGGAGCCCUUCUUCAACUCUUUGGUGCAACAGCUGCGAAUCCCUGACAUCUUCUCCCUCCAGAUGUGUGGCGCUGGACUGUCAGCCAGCAGCUCAGAGGACCCCGCAGGAGGCAGUCUUAUCAUGGGAGGGGCUGAACCAACUCUGUACCGGGGGUCAGUGUGGUACACCCCCAUAGUAGAGGAGUGGUACUACCAAGUGGAGGUUUUGAAGCUGGAGGUUGGCGACCAGAAUCUGGAGCUGGACUGCAGAGAGUAUAACAUGGAUAAAGCUAUAGUUGACAGUGGGACGACACUGCUGCGUCUUCCUGUCAACGUCUUCAAUGCGGUGGUAGAAGCCAUCACACGCAGCUCUCUGAUCCAGGACUUUUCUUCAGGCUUCUGGGAAGGCAGCAAGCUUGCAUGCUGGAUGAAGGGAGAGACCCCCUGGAGGUUUUUCCCCAAGCUGUCCCUCUACCUAAGGGCCACCAACACCAGCCAGUCCUUUCGCAUCACCAUCCUGCCUCAGCUCUACAUCCAGCCAAUCACAGACGUGGACGGCACGUUGGACUGCUUCCGCUUCGGGUUGUCUUCAUCAGCUAAUGGCCUGGUGAUCGGCGCUACCGUUAUGGAAGGCUUCUACGUUGUGUUCGACCGCGCCCAGCGGAGACUGGGCUUCGCGCCCAGCAGCUGUGCAGUGAGCGGUGGAGUGGCUCUCUCAGAGAUCGCAGGGCCCUUCUCAGCAGCAGACGUGGCGGCCAACUGCUCCGGCGGAACAAUGAAGGAGCCUCUCCUGUGGAUCAUCUCCUACGCCCUGAUGGCGGUCUGCGCGGUGGUCCUCAUCAUCCUGUUGCUCCUGCUUGCGCUGCCCUGCCGACACAGAAACCGUACCGGGGAGAUAACCGACGAGUCCUCUCUGGUCCGCCACCGCAUCAAGUGACUGAGAGGAAACGGACAGGCGGACAGGGUGAACGGGCAGGGGGGCAUUGAGACGAGCUCGUCCACAGUGGUGGAGACGGGGGUGAGGCUCAGCCUGAACCGAACAGUGACACUCACUUCUGAAUGUGUGACUGACUCUAGACUGCACUCAUCAGAUUGGCCCACGGAGGUCGACAUAGACAGAUCAACUGCCUCUUGACGAGAAAAUCCACCCUAAAAACAGCUGUUGACUCUUAUUCUCACUGAUGAUUGGUCAUACCAUCAUAUGUGACACAGAGGAAGACAUCCAGCAUAGAAGAAGAAGAAGAACAGAUGCAAUUUCUCCACUGACUGUAGCUUUAAAAGUCCAUAAUGUCAUGUAGCUACAAAGCAGUUUUUCGUACUUUUUCUCAACUGGAAGGACUCUUAUGCUAUCAAUGUUGCUCUCCCCGCAACUACACCGACUAGUUCGAGUGUAGUUUGAGAGGGCACUCACUUCAGGUUCAGGCUUAUUCUCUUUAGGGCUGUCAAAAGGUAUUCUGGGAAAUGUAGGACACCACUAACACGAGCGAAAGGGUGAACAAAAAUAUGAAACACUUUAACAUAAAAUAAACCCCCGACGCACACUUAAACAUCACACCAGCAGUAUGAUAAUAGCUAAGGGUGGAAUUUCUUCCUUACAAUCCAACCAUUGCUGCAUUCUUGAACAAUUUAAGUUACUGAUUUUAUUUCCAGACAAAUUGUAUUAUUAAUUUCUAAAAGGCAUACGACCUAAAACGUGCCUUUAUUCUUUUUUUUUUUUCAUUCUGUGAUCAAUGAAGGAAUGUUUCUCACGCCUUCUUAUAUUUUGACAUUAACCUCUAGUCUGUGUGUGUUGAAGUUAAGGGGAAAAGCUGCUCAAACAAUCACUGUUAAUCGGAAGAAUAUAACACGUUUACAGUGCCUGUAGUGCCUUACUGCUUAUACAAACUGAUAUACAGUAUCAGCAGUUUGAGCCUUAAACUGCUGAAUUGCACUUUGUUUAUAAAGUCAAUCAAAAAGUGUAAUAUAAAGCUAAAGAUCAAUAUUUCUCGAUCUGUUAUGCAAUUUGUUGUAUUAAUGUAAGUUUACUAAUUCUGUUUAUAUUUAAGUCUCUUGGUGUGUGAUUGUCUUAUUAAUUCCAAAUCUUUGCUUUUUAGACACUAGAUGUUCAAGGGUACAUAUAUUUAUACUGCUCAUUUUAUACAAACACUAAAGUAGAAGCCAAAGGAUUUUUGAAACUGACUCAUUGGAAACACACGCUCCGUUCGCUUCGUUGGAGUUAAGCAAUAAAACGUGUCAUGUUACAGUCUCUUCGUACGUAAAAGUCAACAUGAAACUUGACACUGUGCCACGCAAUCAAUCUGAAAAAUGUGCCCGUUGGUUCUUAAAGUUGUCAAAUUGAAGGUACACUUGAAUCUUUGAAUGUUCACUUAUUUAUAAGUGUAUUUUUUUUCCGUGCCAAAAUUGUACUUGUGCUGUAAAUAAAAGAACUUGUGACCAAAUCAAAGAUGUAAAUCAUUUUAAAUGAA